Dimorphilus gyrociliatus is the source of this 251-nucleotide messenger RNA. NCBI's taxonomy places the organism in Eukaryota, Metazoa, Annelida, Polychaeta, Dinophilidae. The record is from the annotation of a GenBank genome assembly.
ACUUUGUCACAAUGGAUUGUGCUACGCAAGCUGAAUUACCCUCUGACAAACAGCGAAAGUCAAAUCCAAACUUGCGUUUUAAUAAUAGACGACUAAGCGUCUUCCCGGCAAAAAAUGCUAGUUGGGCUUACGUCGUUUUAUUGGUUGCGAUGCUAUCAAAUGUGACAACAGGUGGUUUGCUACUGUCAAACAGUAUGGUAGUACUCUACGCUCAAGUUCAUUUCAAUGGCACAAAAUACGAUGCUGGUUAG